AUGCUCUUGGGAAGCAAUAUUGACCAGAUCUUGUCCAAUCUGUACUUGGGCAACAUCAUCGCAGCUACUUGAGAGGAAAUUUUGGAGGAGAAUGGUAUUACGGAUAUACUCACUAUGGGAAAUGAUAUGGAACCUCAAUUCCCUGGGAGAUUUCAGUAUAAAGUCUGUGAAUUACAUGAUAUCGAUACUGAGGAUAUCCACCAAUUUUUCCACGAAGGCAUUGAUUUCAUCCAGCAAGCAUUAGACCAAGGAGGCACUGUUCUUGUGCAUUGAGCAGGAGGUAUUUCAAGGUCUUCAACAAUGAUCUGAGCAUAUUUAAUGAAAACUAAUUCAUGGACAUUUUCUCAAGCUCUUGAAUUUGUUAAAACUAAACGAUUCGUCUGUCCAAAUUAUGGUUUCCGAAAGCAGCUUCUCAAGUUCGAGGCUGAAGAAGGACUAUCGCAGGAGGAAUAGCAAGU
Molecule: messenger RNA, 458 nt
Organism: Moneuplotes crassus
Lineage: Eukaryota; Ciliophora; Spirotrichea; Euplotida; Euplotidae
Source: the annotation of a GenBank genome assembly